UUGAACGUCCCGGCAAUGGCAGGGUGUUUUCCGGCGGAGUUUUUGGAGUUCAUUGCGUGGCAGUUUGAUCAGAUGCCGAAGACGGCGGCGGGAAAAAUCUAUAACGCUUGUAGAGUGAUCGAACGGCCGUACUUGGAAGUGAUCGAAAGGGUCGAAGAUGAGAUUAAGCAUUGGGCUUUGGGUCCCUUCAACCCUCUCAAGAUCUCACCCACUACUAACAAGAACCGGCAGAACUCGCCGGGCGGCCAUGGCUGCAUAGCAUGGCUGGACCAGCAAGAGCCGAGAUCAGUGAUCUACGUCUCGUUCGGGACGACGACGGCAAUGGGAGAGGAGCAGAUCAAAGAAAUAGCAAUGGGGUUAGCAAGAAGCAAGCAAAAGUUCAUCUGGGUCCUCCGAGACGCGGACAGAGGAGACGUCUUCGACGUAGGCAAAGUUCGAAACUCCGAGCUGCCGGAGGGAUACGAGGAGCUGGUAAGAGGGCAAGGGAUGGUGAUAAGGGAGUGGGCGCCGCAGCUCGAGAUUCUGAGCCACCGGGCGACGGGAGGGUUCAUGACGCACUGCGGGUGGAACUCGGCGCUGGAGAGUUUGUGGUCCGGCGUGGCGGUGGCGGCGUGGCCGAUGCACUCGGACCAGCCGAGGAACACGGUGCUGAUGACGGCGGUGCUGAGGGUGGGGAUGGUGGUGGAGGAGUGGGGGCAGGGUGGAAAGGUGGCGGUGGUGGUGGCGGCAGCGGCAGUGGAGGGUGUGGUGAGGAGGUUGAUGGCGUCGGAGGAGGGGGAGGAGGUGAGGAGGAACGCCGAGAGGCUUGGGGAGGCCGUCCGCCGGUCGGUGGAGCACGGCGGCGAUUCUCGCCGGGAGUUGGAGGCUUUUGUUGCUCAUAUUACGAGGUAGAUUUUAACUGUAAAAAAAAAGUCUUAAACAGAAACAGAGUGAGAAAAGUGAGAGAGAGAAGAAAGAGGA
Messenger RNA from Momordica charantia (bitter melon), 960 nucleotides. Its product is annotated as zeatin O-glucosyltransferase. NCBI's taxonomy places the organism in Eukaryota, Viridiplantae, Streptophyta, Magnoliopsida, Cucurbitales, Cucurbitaceae. Gene Ontology annotation, molecular function: UDP-glycosyltransferase activity. The record is from RefSeq and is a predicted model, not a curated record.